Messenger RNA from Alosa alosa (allis shad), 1510 nucleotides. RefSeq names its product zona pellucida sperm-binding protein 4-like. Bases 272 to 1369 code for a protein of 365 amino acids. The transcript is spliced from 9 exons. Gene Ontology annotation, biological process: prevention of polyspermy; binding of sperm to zona pellucida. Lineage: Eukaryota; Metazoa; Chordata; Actinopteri; Clupeiformes; Clupeidae. The record is from RefSeq and is a predicted model, not a curated record. Gene Ontology annotation, molecular function: structural constituent of egg coat; acrosin binding. Gene Ontology annotation, cellular component: egg coat.
AACACGACAUAACAUUUCAAGAAUUCACACAUAGCCUAGCCUACCUGACAGCAGUAGCGGAAGUGUUUUCUGGACACUCUAGGCUCAAUCUUACUGCAUUCAUUUAGUUGAACUACACAUCAUCCACGGAACAACAUUUUGCACACACAACUUGAAGUUCAAGUUGACCCCCCAUCCCCCAAUAGGCAAUGGCCUCAGCUGGUGUGCUCGAGUUGACAAAAUUGUGCAGUAGGCUAGGUGGUUCCACAGCGACAUUUUAGAGGAUCAAAUAAUGUGUGAAUCACAACGAAUUAUACUUUUAAUUUUGAUCUUUAAUACUCUACCUGACGAAGAACAUUGUGUCACAUUUUCAUCAAAGGAUGCAAAUCUAUUGGUGGAACUUAAUCAAAAUGGAGAGGACCCAAUUACAAGCAGCCUGGGCCUACUUGCACUUAGUGGAAUGCAACAAGUCUUACUCAAAGAGAAACUGUCUGGCUACUGUGACAACAGGGGAUUUCACAUCAUCAUUCAAAGUAGUGUCACAGUUCCUCCACUGGCCUUAGACUCAGUCCAUAUUGCCUACAACAGAAGCUCCACUUGCAAGCCGAAGUUCAAGAGCAGUCAGUGGGUGAUGUUUCAGUUCCCACUGACAGACUGUGGUUCGAAGUUCAAGCUUUUUAGUGGCCACAUUUCCUACUGGGUUACUAUAUUUGGAGGAAAAGUUUUUCAUCUUAAACUUGGGUCAAUCUUCCGUGAUCCUCAGUUCAAACUCACUGUGCAGUGCACUUACAUGCUCCAUGGUGCAAUGACACUAAGAGCAGAAGUCCAGAAAGCCAUAUCUGCCCAAUACCGAUCUGUAAAAGAUGAGGGGUUGCUUCGUAUCAAAAUGAGAUUUGCUAAAGAUGCAUCUUAUAGCUCCUUUCACAAGGAUAGUGAUCCAUUGAAGUAUGUGUUGGGAGAUCCUGUUUUUGUUGAAGUGCUCCUUCUCAAACGGGAAGAUGGGGAACUCGUGCUAUACUUAAGAGACUGUUGGGCAACACCAUCAGAAGAUCCCCGAGACAUGCGUAUAUGGAAUCUACUCAUUGAUGGGUGUCCCUUUCAUGGAGACAGCCACCACACUGAGCUCAUCAAUGUGGCCCCUGGGGACGGAGUGACGUUUCCACAGCACCACAAGCGAUUCAUGAUCCGAAUGUUUUCCUUUGUGAAAUCCCAGGUGUCUCAAGCCUUAGUUUAUAUGCACUGUAAUGCUGAGGUCUGCAAAGGAGUUGAGUGCUCUGUGCCUUCUUGUAACCAGGAGCCGAGGCACCUAAAGCCAAACCAAGAUGAAGAAAAUGGAGAUGAAGCUUUUCAAAAUGCUAUAGUUUCUGAAGGCCCCCUCUUAUUGGAAUGAAUAGCCCAAAAUACUUGAAAUUGUUAUAUGUCUUUUCUCAUUUAGUGCAUAUUUUGUUGGCUAUGUAACUUGUAAGCAUAGCAAAUACAUACCAGCUGUAAUAUCAGUUAGUCUAAUCUGUGUUCUCAAUAAACAUGUAGG